CAGAUGGAGCAGUCAGCUACAUUCAACCAGGCCUUCCUCGGUGUCCUUGGGCAGCUUGUGCAAGUGCUGGGAAGCCGCCGUGACCCCAUGCUACCGAGCAGGCAGAACACAGGGAUGCAUGUAAAGUAAUUUAACAGUUUUACAGUGUACUAAAAGCACUCCAUCGCGCCCCCUUGUUUUUGGUGCAAACAUGGCGGCUACGGAAACUGGCGAUGGAUAUCAGGAUCAGGUCACCAAUGAAGUCGCUUCUGUCCAAGCUACUAACGCGGUGACAGAGGAGACAGGUAGACAGUCCGUGGAUGCAACGUCAAGUCCAGGAGCGCCAGGGGAUGUUGAAAAUACAGAACCUGUAUGUGGAUCUAAGCCUGAAGAGAGGGAGCUUUCUGAUGCUGAAAACAAGAUGGACGGAGAAGAAUCACAAGAGGAAGAAAAUGAAGCUAAGGUGGUUGACCCCGCUGUAUCUGGACCUCCCUCACAGACUGUUUCCACUGAGGAGACUCUCAAAAUGGUUAUGGCUCUUGAUGGUGAGUCAAAGUGUGACAAAGAGCAUCCUGAGGUGAAAACUGAGGACAAAUUUAAGGUAAAAGAGGAAAGUGAUGGAGAACUGGAUACGAAGUCAGAGGACAAUCCUGAAGGUCCACAUGUUAGCAAGGACUCAUUUUUUGAUCACAAGGACUACGUAAAACAGACAGAUGACAGCACAGAGGAGGAGAAGUCAGGCGUUGGCUCUAAGCCGAUGGUCUCCACAUUGGACGACCUCGAUGAGAUGAUGGACAUUGGUACCGUGGAUCAGAUGGAGCAGGAAGCCCAGAUGAAAGAAGAGGAGAAACAUAAUUCGGACACGGAGACCAACUGUUCGUCUGCAGACUCAAAUAGAGUGUCCAUGCCAGAGGAAAGCAACUCUGUUGAUGAGGAAGCUGAUGUGAAACCGACAGCAUCAGAUUUGAUGCAGUCCAGCUCGUCUCCAUCAUCUGAAGCUGCGGCGAGUACAGGAAGUAACAGCUCAUCACCAGCCAUGCUGAACGGGAUGAAACUGGUCAAGCUAUCGAUACCAAGAUUAGACGCUGAUAAACUUCGUGCUAUAACCCAACAAAUCAAGUCGUCUCCUUCACCACCUUUGGCCAAAGUGAAGGAUGAGCCGGUGGAUGAGGAGUACGAACAGGCGCUGCUAUCCUCCGCAUCUACAGCAAGCGUGAAAGACGAGCCUGUGAAGGACGACUUGAGGAUCGGAUCCGUCUUCUCUGUGACUCCAGGUGGAGAUGCGCCGGCGCAGCAAAGCUUCAACUCUCCUUCGCUGCAUAUGUCGUGCUCCCACUGCAGGAAGAACCUGCUGAAAGGCCAGACGGCGUUCCAGAGAAAAGGCUCGUCGGCACUCUUCUGCUCCACCGCCUGCCUCACUACGUCUCUUCCCACAGCCAAAGUAGGAACCAAGAUCUGCCACAACUGCCAGAAGGUGAUCUCUCGGCCUCAGGACAUCAUUCUGGCUCCGGAUGAUAAAGGAGUCAUGAAGGAGUUCUGCAGCCAGAACUGCCUGACCUCCUUCACCUACAAGAAAAACCCCUCCAGCUUGAAGAUGUCCAUCGUACCCAUGAAACCGCAGCCGCCGUCCAUCUGCAGCAUGUGCUCGAGAAGCAGCGUUAGCAAACACGAGGUGAUCCUGAACCGCUCCGUUCACAAGAUGUGCAGCGAUGCCUGCUUCAACCGUUUCCGCACCGUGAACAACCUGACGAUGGCCGGCUGUGCUAACUGCGGCGUCUUCUGCCACAACAAGCCGAUCAUGCUGAAGAUGGAAGACAGCAGCAAAACCUUGUGCAACAUGGAGUGUUUGGCUAAAUACAAAGAGAAAACUAAGAUAAGUCAGCCGUGCACGAUGUGUCGCACGUCUCGCCUGCUCGCGCAGACGGUCGACAACAAAAACAGCGACGACACGGUGAACCUUUUCUGUAGCAGCAGCUGCGUGAUGGCGUUCAAGGUCCAAACUGUCAGUUCCUCAGGUGCUCGCUUAAACUGUGACAGCUGUGGUAAAACCACGGUGCCGUCCUACCACCUGGCCAUGUCGGACACCUCCAUCAGGAACUUCUGUAGUCUGCCUUGUGUGAUGCAUUUUCAGGAAAAGUUUAAGAAGAGCCACACGUCUGUGAAUGUUUUCACCAAGCUGCCAGUAGGAUCGUCUCAAAUCCAGGCCACCACUCUUCCCCAGCUUCAACAAGAUGUCAAAGAACCGCCCAAACUAAACUGCUUCCAGUGCGCCCAGAACGUCGUUUCGAAGCCUGAGCUCAUCCAGAUCAAGGACAAGAUGGUUUUUCUGUGCAGCACCGACUGCUCAAAUGAGUAUAAAAAGGCCAACUCUGUGACGAGCCUGUGUGAGUACUGCAAGAUCGAAAAGAUCACCAGAGAAGCCAAGAGGAUCAACAAAAAAGACUGUUACUUCUGCAGCGACGGCUGCAAGCUCCUCUUCAGACAUGAAAUGAGUAAAAACUGGGGGAAACACUGUCAUUCCUGCGUUUACUGCCACUCUUCGUCGAGGAAGCUGGUGACUGCUCAGUACGGAGGCUCCAUAGAAGAGUUCUGCUCUGAGGAGUGCAGGUCCAAAUACACCAUGCUCUUCUGCCAUGUCGCAAAGUGUGACACCUGCGGACGUAAAGGGAAGCUGAAGCAGAGCCUGCCCAUGCUCGGAGAGGUCAAACACUUCUGUGGCCUCAGCUGUCUGCUGAAGUUCUGCAGCGACAAGGUGGCAACUCAGGGCGAAGUCUUUAAAGGUGGUUCAGGAGAGGCUACACCUGUUAUUGCCAACGUCAUGUCGCUUGCUGGUCAACCGGGUGGAAAACCCGCCACUGCUGACAGAUCCCAAAGCACAAAAAACACCGUAAAUGAGAGAGAAAAGAAAUCUGGGCAUAUCAGCACUCAGACAGAGACAACAAAGUCUCAUCCUCCUCUUCCUCCUCCAACGAGCCAAAAAAUCCUGAAGAACAAGGCUCUGCUUUGUCGGCCGCUGGUGCAGAACAAAGGGGUCUCCUGCAAAACACAGACGGCGGAUGUUGAGGCGCAGACGGAUGAUGUUUUUCCAAAAGUGAUUGUCCUGCCAGUUCCUGUUCCAGUUUACCUUCCUGUACCCAUGAACAUGUACAACCAGUAUACACCCAAACCUGUUGGUCUGCCAGUUCCUCUUCCUGUGCCGAUGUUUCUGCCCGUGACCAUGGACAGCGCCGAGCGCAUCGUGGAGACCAUCCAGGAGAUCAAGCAAAAGAUCCCGUCGGAUCCGUUCGAGGCGGAGCUCAUCCUCAUGGCUGAGAUGGUGGCAGAACAGGACGAGACGAACAACAAACAGGAGCCCCGCAAAGAGAAACCGCUGGACAAAGAGCCGGAGAGACAAGAGUUACCUGCAGCAGAUGACCACAUCAGUAACUACAGCGACGACUUGGACACAGACGACUUGGCCAGUUUCCUCAACAACUGGGAGGAUGCUUCCUCUGACGGAGGUCUGAAGUUGCCGAGUCGACCGUUUGCCUCUGAGAAGCUCAACCCCAUUCUAGACGCUCCUGUGAGCGUUUCCAGUCAACCUUUCUGUGAAGCCCCGCCUCCUUCCCCGCCUCCAGGGCCACGUCCCAUGGACGUUGAAGCUGACUUUACUGUUGAAGCUCUAGAGUCGAUGGCUCGGUUGAGAGAGCAGAGCCAAAAGCCUCCAAGUCCUCCUCCUGCUUCACGUCGACGCCAGGCUCACAGGAAAGCCAGAGAGAAGAGGGGUCGUAAGUCUGUACGGGUGUCAAAAGCUGCAGAAGCUGCUUCUCAAAAAGGCAAUUCCAAGAAGGCGGCGUCUGUAGAGACCCUGAAACUGAAGAGUCAAUAUGGAGUCGAUGCCUGGAAGCGAUGGAUCCAGUGGAGGCAAACUCAACCCAACCUGGAGCAGCCACGCUUCGGCUCGCGUCCUCUGGAGCUGAGGGAGGAUAUCCUUCGCUGCACCACCGCCGAGCUCAGCUACGGUCUAUGUUGCUUCAUCACGGAGGUGAAACGACCGAACGGAGAGCCAUACUCCCCCGACAGCCUUUUCUAUCUCUGCCUUGGCAUCCAACAGUAUCUGUUUGAGAACGGCCGUGUGGAGAACAUAUUCAUGGAUCGCUUCUACAGCAAGUUUUCCACGGAGUUCACCACCAUGCUGAGGGGUUUCCAGCCCACCGUCACAGCCAGCGGCUACAUCCAUUCUCGUGUUGAAGAGGAGUUUCUGUGGGACUGUAAACAGCUGGGGGCGUACUCCCCCAUCGUCCUCCUCAACACCCUCCUCUUCUUCUGCUGCAAGUUCUUUGGCUUCACCACGGUGGAGCAGCACCGCCAGCUGUCGUUUGCACACGUCAUGCGUUGCACCAAAACCAACGCCAACAACACCAAGGCCACCUUCCUGCGCUUCUACCCACCCAUAAGCAUUAACGAGAUGGAACUAGAUCCAGACACUGUUCCAGCGAAGAGGCGUAAAGAGGAGGAGGGUAAGGAAGACAUCCUGGAGAUGAUGGAGAACACAGAGAACCCUCUCCGCUGUCCAGUCAGGCUUUAUGAGUUUUACCUCUCCAAAUGUUCGGAGACGGUCAAGCAGCGGACCAACAUCUUUUACCUUCACCCGGAGCGCUGCUGCGUCCCCAACAGCCCGCUGUGGUUCUCCUCCACUCCUCUGGAUGACUCCACCAUGGAGGCCAUGCUCACACGCAUCCUCACCGUCAGAGAGCUGCACCUCAGGACCAAGAAAGACGAAGGGGUGGAUCAACGGGAAGGUCACGACCCAACUUUUAUACCUAACGAGGACGACGAAGAUUCAGAGUGAUGAAGGGCAAUGAGAACCGAAGUGACCUUUUUUUACUGGUGUUGGAACUUAUGAAACUGUUUGUAAAUAAACUUCAAAGUUCAAUAAAACAUGUCUUAGUAAACUGACACUAAACUGAGAAAACCCCACUUCUAAACUACGUGUUGAGGAGCCACGCAUCUUUAAACGCACAGUGUCGAUGUUGGUGAGGUGGCUCACUCGGCUCGGCUGCUCAGAUGGACACGGAUCUUUGUUUUGUAGUUCCUUCUUGUGGAAACUUGUCUCGUGUUAUCGUUCCUCCUCUUUCAGUAUGCAUUGGACUUCGGAUUUUGGUUCUGGUUAAAGCUAAAGGUUCAUUUUUCAAGUGCAGCAUGAGAGCUGCAAAACAUCUCUACUGUGGAUGUUGGUCAUAAACCUUCAUGAGUGGCACAGCUGCAGCCUGUUAAAAGAUAGUUUUGAACAGUUGUACUCAUUGGGAUUAUUCUCACAUUGAUCUUGUGGAUUUUGAGAAUCCCAAACUUGAUUAAAACAGCAGUAAUUUAAUUGAAAAUCUUUUGCAUCACACAGGUUUUAUCUUUUCAGUCAUUUUAAAUGCAGCUUUACAUUUGUAAUCUUUUAUCAGAUUUCUACCCCAAAAGUUACGUUUCCUUCCGCAUCAGACAUAAAUGGACAAAUAUCCGUCACCAGAGUCCAGCUGCUGGCAUUGAACAUGUGUCAGGAAGUUAUUAGAAUAAAUUUGAGAAGCAUAUGAAAAUGAAUGUAACUGAAACCACUUUGUAAGAAUUCUGAUGUCUUUUGUGAAACCUUGAGAAACCAAAAACUUUAUCAAUUUGAGUCUGAAUUUUUCAUUUUUGAGGAAUAUGUUUCAUCCAAAGCACCAGUUUGCCGAGACAUUCAGUUUCUGGGUAGGUGACCCCUGGUAUAAGAAUAAUUUACUGCUGUCCAAUGUAUGUGUGGGCUAUUUCAACCUGGUCCUCAUAUGGCUGCCAAGGCUGUUUUCUAUUGUAUGUUCUUUUUCAAUAAAAAAAGUAAAAC
Molecule: messenger RNA, 5824 nt
Organism: Melanotaenia boesemani (Boeseman's rainbowfish)
Lineage: Eukaryota; Metazoa; Chordata; Actinopteri; Atheriniformes; Melanotaeniidae
Gene: zmym4.1
Product: zinc finger MYM-type containing 4, tandem duplicate 1
Exons: 26
Coding region: 191-4810 (1539 amino acids)
Molecular function (GO): zinc ion binding
Source: RefSeq, a predicted model, not a curated record